CCUUACUCUGCUCGCCCCUCAGCUGCUUCUUUUAUGGGCGAGUGAACGGCAGCAGCCAUGACCGCCGAGCCGGACGCGCUGGCCGUGGUCAACCAGCUGAGGGACCUGGCCGCCGACCCCAUGAACCGCAGGGCCAUCGUCCAGGACCAGGGCUGCCUGCCCGGACUCAUCCUGUUCCUGGACCACCCCAACCCUCAGGUGGUCUACUCCGCCCUGCUGGCGAUCCGUUACCUGGCAGAAUGUCGAGCCAACCGGGAGAAGCUGAGGGCGGAGCUAGGGAUGAUGCUGAGCCUCCAGAACGUCAUGCAGAAGUGAGUCUGAUGGAGCUGAUCCCGGUUUCUGCAAGCACAGUAGCAAAGUGACUUCCUGUUUGCUGUGAGCUCUAAGAAACAAGUUUAAAGGAGAAUAAAGGAAGAAGGAAUGUCGUGAGUCGCUGCUGAUCGUGGCGCUUUAUCUCGUCGAUAUCAGUGACGUGUACGUAGAGACCAACCUGC
This is a messenger RNA of Pundamilia nyererei, 494 nucleotides long. Its product is annotated as armadillo repeat-containing protein 1-like. The coding region runs from base 58 to 315 and encodes 85 amino acids. Gene Ontology annotation, molecular function: protein binding. The record is from RefSeq and is a predicted model, not a curated record. The transcript is spliced from 2 exons. NCBI's taxonomy places the organism in Eukaryota, Metazoa, Chordata, Actinopteri, Cichliformes, Cichlidae.